This is a messenger RNA of Thrips palmi, 5498 nucleotides long. Its product is annotated as RNA-binding protein 24-like. The transcript has 8 exons. NCBI's taxonomy places the organism in Eukaryota, Metazoa, Arthropoda, Insecta, Thysanoptera, Thripidae. Gene Ontology annotation, molecular function: RNA binding. The coding region runs from base 309 to 1331 and encodes 340 amino acids. The record is from RefSeq and is a predicted model, not a curated record. Gene Ontology annotation, cellular component: cytosol.
GACCGCUCCCGUCGUUCGUUCGGCCUCCGCGUCGCGCUCCACGCCGAGCCCGUCUCGUCCUCGCUGCCGCCGUGCCCGCCGUGCCGUUUGGGUGUUCCGUUGCGCCCGCACCACCCCCCUCCGGUCCCUCAGUCCCUCGUGCUCGUGCAACAGCACACUGCAACAAGUCCGUCCUGCCGGCCGGCCGGGUAGCGUUUGGACACCCUGUGGAUUACUAUCAACGCCUCCACCGCCUUCGUUCUGUGAUUGCUCGACGCGCCUUAUGGUGAGGGAGGCCAAGUGAAGUGCUUUCAAGGACAGGAGCCGCGAUGCCGCCCAACGCCUUGCAAAAGGAGGGCUUCCCUAUAAAGUGCAUGGCCGAGGGCGCUGCUGAGUACCACCAGCAGAUCAUGAAGAGCACGGCCGCCAUGUUGAUGCCGGGCGCGUUGGGCGGUCCGGACGGCGUCUCCGCGCUGCUGGGCGGCGCGGACGGCCUCGGCGCCGGCCUCGUCGGGGGCGCCGGCCUCCAGGGCGUGACCCUGGCCGGCGCGGGAGUGCCCACGGGCACGCCGCAGGGCGGCGGCGUCCAGCAGAAGGACACGACGUGGACCAAGCUGUUCGUCGGCGGCCUGCCCUACCACACCACGGACAAGUCUCUGCGCGACCACUUCGCCGUGUACGGCGACAUCGAGGAGGCCGUCGUCAUCACCGACAGGCAGACCGGCAAGAGCCGAGGCUACGGAUUCGUGAUUAUGGGCGACCGGCCCGCGGCCGAGAGGGCCUGCAAGGACCCCAACCCCAUCAUCGACGGCAGGAAAGCCAACGUGAACCUGGCCAUCCUGGGCGCCAAGCCCAGAGGCAACGUCACACCUGGUUUCACGUUCCCCGGGAUCAGGACGACGGGCUACCCUUCAGUCUUACCGAGCCAGUACGGCGUGCCGCAGAGCUACGUGUACCCCGCGCCCUACCUGUCUGCCGGCCCCGGCGUCGUGUCGCUGCCGCCGGCCCAGCUGUCGCACGCCGCCGCCGUGGCCGCCGCCGCCUCCCAGUUCUACGAGUACCAGAACGCCGCCGCGGCCGCCGCCGCCGCCGCCUCCUACCCCGGCCAGUACCCCUCCAGCUUCGAGGGCUACCCCUACACGAGUGCGGCCGCAGGUAAGGAUUUGUCACUGGCUGCGGAAUUCUUGUCGUGGAAAGCAGGCGCGGCUGCUGCUAGCUACAUGACGCCCUACACCUACGCCACGCUGCCCCAGUCCGCGUCGGGGCUGCAGUCAGCGACCAGCGCCUUCUCGGGCCUGUCACCGUACCAGUCCGCGGCCGGGGCCUCGCUCCAGGAGGCGCGCCUGCAGUGAAGCGGAGCGAGUGGGGUGGGCUGGAGCCUGGAGUAGCCUGGAGUAGCCUGGAGGCCCGGCCGGAGGCUGGCGGAGAGGAUGGACCAGCUGGACGGAGCCCUGGCCUUGCGGCCUGGCCCUCGAGGCGCGGCCCCGGCUGGCCCUGUCUGCCCUUGUCCUUGUCCUACCCCUCGGGCCUGGGUCUGGGUCUGGGCCCUCGGUAGCACGCCCAGUUAGAUUAAUUCUAAUUCUAGCGGGGCUCGGCGUGGCGUGGCGCAAGCGGCCAACGGCGGGCCCCAAAUCAAAUUCACAUUGUAUUUGCUCACGCUCUACCAAAUUGAUAAUACCAAAGUGUUGAAGUGCUCCUCGCUUUGUUACAAAAUGACUAGUGGUGUGUCACACAGAGGCCUUUAUUGGUGUUGGAAUUUUAUGGUAAAGCAAUCUCAAGUCUGGGUCUCGCAGAGGUUUGUACCCUAGCGCCUUCCUGCGUCGUUUCCAUGUUAAUCACAUAAGUUAAAAAUGUGCUGUGCAAGUUGUUAAUUUGGGAACACGAGUCAGGAGGGUGAAGGGCACUUUAAUUCUGGAAUUAACAGGAGUAUUUCAAUCUUUACAUGAGAUUUGACCAUAGGUGAUAGGCCCCUAUAUAAGGCUUAUGUUGAUGUAAUUAUUUUAUGACUGUUUAUGAUGUGGGGAAUCUCAUUGUAAAGGUUGUUGUUAAAAUAAGUUCUUAUUUUUAUCUUAGGCCUUAUCAGGGCAUUCUUUUAAUCUAUAAGUGCAUUCAAUAACAUAAGAAACUUUUAUUCCGUUGAUGUCUUUGAUGGGGGUAAGUAAACUAAGUAUGUUAUGUAAUAUAUAUUAGCUUCAUCCCUUGAAGUUUAUAUCUUUAUGUGGUUAUCCAUUCUGUGUUAUCAAAUAGCUUGGCUGCUAUUUAUGAAUUCUGCCAAUGCUGUUCACAAGGUAGUUAACUUGUAGCCCUUAGGUGAUUUUUUUUUGUCCAUCUCCACCGUAUGGUGUGAAAGUGGGUGGUUGAGCUUUUGUCCCUGAUGAAAUGUAAAUAAAGGGGUUGUUGGUUCCCUAUGCUCAGACUCAAAGAAUCCAGUACUCCAAGUGUUUUUGAAAGCUGUUGAUAUUGAGGCUUCUGUUAGGCGUUAUUGUUGAUAAAUGUGUUAUCUAGUCUGUUGUAGAGUGUGGUCGGAAGGAGCUUGAGGUAUGGUUCAUUGCCUCUUCGAUUCACUGUUCAGACAUUAAAAAGAAAGUACUUAAAGAGUGUAUCAUUGUUCAGAGAGCUACCCACUUGAGUGGAGACACAAUUAUGGAGUACAGUAUGUUGUUCUGUCGACCUACCAAUUUGUUAAUAAUUUAUUAUUAUAUUAUGAGUACUCUCUGUUUCUCCUUUUUGACCAAUAGCUUGCAGAGUUGUUAAAUAUUGAGUCACAUUGGUACAAAUUUUAGAAGUAGUGGUAUUGGCAAGUGAAGUAUGCAAGUUAUGGGUUACUAGUUUGUCGCAACACAGAUGAAUAUUCCCGCAGCCACAUCUAGUGAUACAACUCAAUUCUAUACGGUACCAUUUUUAAAAUGCAACUAGAGCCCUUCUGAUUCUUUGUUUCUUUUAAUUUGUUUUUAUGAUAGUUACAUUUUUGUGAACUCUAGUCCAAGCAAAAUACCAAAAUGGUCAUAGAUAUUGUAAGAUCUAUUUGUCAUUUUAGUUUAACAUAAUGUAAUGAUGUUGAUAUUAUUGUUACAGUUCAUUUUACUUGCAUGGGUGAUAAGGUUAGGCAAAAACAAGUCAAAAAAGCAUAAAAAUAUUUUAACUAUUUGUGAAGUUCAGCUACUGCAGUUGUUAUUGUUGUUGUAUUUUUCCUCUCAGUGUGGCAUUGGUGUCAGUGCAAAGCAUUUUCUGUGCUCUGAAAAAUGUGCAUAUCAUGCUCAGAAUUCCCAGUGAAUGGAUUUGGAUAGCACUGUGAAAUUCUAGUUGAAUUUCUCCUCAGCCCGCGAUUUACAUCCUGUGUCCAAACCUCAGUUCUUAUAUGUGUGGCAGUUCUAAAAUGAAAGUAGAAAUCACUGUUUGUAGAUGUAUGUAAAUUAUUAUUUUUAAAAAGUCAAAUGUAGAAGUUUAAGUAUUAGGCUGUAAUCUAAAGACAAUCUAAUCAAAAGUUGAAUCUUUAAUUACCAGAGAACCAUUAUUGUACAGAGAACUAAAAUUCUACCCCAUAUCAAGGUAGAGAGUUCUGUUCCUCUUUUGCUCGUGGAAUUUAUUGUACAUACCUGAUUGCAUAUUUUCGUAUGCUCAAUUAUAGGAAAAGACAAAGCGAUGAUUUCGCAGAUUCUGUGCUGCCAUUAAUGCCAUACGAUAUAUUUCUUUACUUUUACGGAAUUUGGACCACACUGGUUUCUCUUUUUCAAAGUCAUCAUGUAUUGUGUUUGAGAAAUUUACUUGCGGUAAUUAGGAGUCUCUUCUCAAAACCAUAUAUCAUAUUUUAUUUAAGUUAAAAUUUCAAAAUACAGUUUUUUUAAGUCAGCAACAUUGUGUCCUAUUUCCUUGGUACAAGUUAGCCUCUUUCUCCUGCUUCUCGUGAAUCUUUCUUUUGCGUAGAUAUAUCAAUUUAAAUUCCCAAACUUCUUGUGGAAUGAAUGAGGGUUCCUUUGUUCCUUGGUGUCAUUGUGUGAGUCGUUGUAUGUGGCUGAUCUCACGGCAAACGGUGAUUGCAAUGCCUGCGCAAAUCGUAUUUUCUUAAAUUGUUCUGCAUUUCAUUGCAGUCUAUCAGGUAUAUAUUUAAGUAGGAGUAGCAGACAAACUUAAAAAGAAAUAAAAACGUAAGUGUUAAUUGUAGUUGAGCAUCACUCAUUUUGCUGGUUUAUGAUACCUAUCAUAAAUAUUUUUGGUUACAUAUAUGCAUAUAUAUUUAUUAAUAUAUAUAUAAAUUCAUCCUAGUUACAUCUUUAAUAUAAGCAACUGGUUCGUGCAAUAUAGAUCAACCUUAACAGAGGCUGCACUCAUACUACUGACUGCAAAUUGCAUGACUACUUUAGCGUGGUAAAUGUGUAGCAUAUCUGACAGGUCCCUAAUUUUUCUCUUUUCUUCUCCUGCGGCUCAUGUCAUGAAGCUUAGCAAAACGGUCUCAAAAUUCUCAGUUUCUAAAUGUUUCCCUUGACAUUUAAUUCUCUGUUGCAGCACAUUCAUUAAAUUUGUUUAGAGCUUGACUCAUUGUGACUGGGUUUUUCACUUUUUAUAUUUUUUCACAGAAUAAGAGUACCAUGUACUUGGACCAUGUAAUCGUAUUGCCUUAGCAAAAAUAGUAUAUUUUAUCAUUGAUACUGUAUGCACAUAUUUUUCAGUGCACCAAUAUAAAUCUGAAAAAUCCGUCCAACUCUAUGAGUCGUGUGAAUUUAAUAAUAAAUGUGGUCAUGAUUAUAGGUGUCUGUAUAGCACUGUUUUUAGAGCAUUGUCUUAUGAACUGAGAGAUCCCUCUUUAUGGUGUCUUUAUAGUUGUUUGUUUAUUAUAAAUUCACUUUAGCUCCGUAAUUACCAUUGUGCACCUUUAAAUCAUAUACUGUUAUUGAGUGCCUCUCUAUGAAAUUCAAUCAUUCAACAUCAUUGCACAUGUUUGGAGUACCUUUCAUGUCAUCAAUGUACUUUUGCGUCAUUACAUGUUGAAAAGUAGGAUAUGUCAUAUGUGAACUAACGCACCAUUGAUCAUCACUUUCUAAUAGUAAAUCUUAAAAUACUGCUAAACUGGUUAAGAUGCUCCUCAAAUCUGUUGGUUUGUUAUUGCAAGCUCAUCAUUAAUAGGCCCAAAAUAAUCGUAUAGCCUGUUAACUUUUACAUGCUGCAAUGAGAAAUCACAGCAAUCAAGGUUGUGUAUUACAAGUAUUGUUUUCUUCAUUUCAACUAUUUUUGGGAUGUUGUCAUUGAAAAACUACCAAUUCAAAUUUGACACUUCCCCUUUUCUUUUUGUAUAAAUAUUUCAUCUUAGAUCCUUUUUUUCUAUAAUGUUAUUUAAAUACUUAAAUUAUCAUACAUCAAUUAUAAGAAGGCCAAACUAAACACUUUCACUUCUUCUGCACAAAGGCAGAAGUUCAUGAGAAUGUGUAUGGUAUGGCUGCACUAGAUUAGACAUUUUACAACUUGUGAAAUAAUUUGUAGAUAGCAAAAUAAUCAAUAUACGAAAUAUACAACAACAAAUCCAC